This is a messenger RNA of Lactuca virosa, 789 nucleotides long. Lineage: Eukaryota; Viridiplantae; Streptophyta; Magnoliopsida; Asterales; Asteraceae. The record is from the annotation of a GenBank genome assembly.
AUGGCACUCUAUUCAAAGAAGUCUCCUCAGAAUAGCGAUAGUGACGUCGUUGAUGAAUCUGAGGGUGAAGCCCUGAUAGUCAAAAGCUUUAUUAGCCGAAAUGAUACAAAAUCUUCUGGACUUAAAAGAUUUCAAUCAAAGAUUGACAUAAUAGCGUCUAAAGGUUAUGAAACUGGAAGAAAAUCUGCUGCUGAAAAUAAAGAGGGCCCCAAGUGUUUCCAAUGUGGAGGAGCUGAUCAAUUUGCCAUGGAAUGCAAGUCCAAUAGGGUUGAUACUAAUGAAGAUUAUGAAGCAAAAUACAAGAAGUUGUUGUCCCCUCUGAAGAGACAGAAUAUUGAUGUAAGGAUCUUAGUCGCUGAUGUUGAAAACUGGGUGGGUAAUGAAGAAUCAUCUGGCGAAGAUGGAGGGAAUGACGAACAACCACCACAUGGUUCUAAAGGUUCUCCUCCAUUUACUGGACCCUCCACCUCUAUGCUUCCUCCUCCCCCACCACUACCUUCGGUAUAUCAUGACACUGAUACUAUUGGUGUUGAUGUUGAGGGGGAACAAUAUCUUCCUCAAGGGAAACCAAGUGACAUUGAAACUGAUGAAGAUGAUGUUCCUCUGAGCAAAAAAAGAAAGGAAACAAUUGCCCCUGAUGUUGGCGUUUCCAAGAAGAAGUGUAAAGAGCAUACAAUUUUUGAGAUGGAAAAUGUUGGGGUGUUUCUAUCGAAGUGUCUAGGGAGUAUGUCGGACAAGAUAACAUUCAAUCCACUAAUCGAAUGUAUGAAAGGUGAGAUUCCAAGAUGA